AUGAUUAAAGGAAUUAUUGUUGUGAACAAUCACGGAAAGCCUCGUCUCACGAGAUUCUAUGAACAAGUACCUUUUGAAAAACAACAACAAGCAGUCCGAGAAUGUUAUCAAUUAGUAGUGAGAAGAUCUGAUUCCGUUUGUAACUUUUUAGAAGGAGGAGCAAUUUGGGGAAAAGACACCAAGCUCAUCUACAGACAUUAUGCUACCUUGUACUUUAUCUUUGCAGUGGAUCAAAAUGAAAGCGAAUUAGGAAUACUCGAUCUUAUCCAAGUGUUUGUUGAAACGUUGGAUAAAUGUUUUGAAAACGUUUGUGAGUUGGAUUUGAUUUUCCAUUCCGAUAAAGUACACUAUAUUUUGGAUGAAAUUACUAUCGGAGGAUUGGUUUUGGAAACAAACAAGGAAGAAAUUCUGAUGAGCAUCAAGGAGCAAAAUGAAAUUGAAAACAAGAGCAAGUCUCAAAGUCCAACUGUCACCAAAAUUGUGAAUAGAUAA
Messenger RNA from Naegleria lovaniensis, 492 nucleotides. RefSeq lists its product as uncharacterized. Gene Ontology annotation, cellular component: AP-3 adaptor complex; membrane coat; intracellular membrane-bounded organelle. The transcript has a single exon. The record is from RefSeq and is a predicted model, not a curated record. NCBI's taxonomy places the organism in Eukaryota, Heterolobosea, Eutetramitea, Acrasida, Naegleriidae. Gene Ontology annotation, biological process: Golgi to vacuole transport; intracellular protein transport. The coding region runs from base 1 to 492 and encodes 163 amino acids.